This is a messenger RNA of Somion occarium, 2143 nucleotides long. The record is from the annotation of a GenBank genome assembly. Lineage: Eukaryota; Fungi; Basidiomycota; Agaricomycetes; Polyporales; Cerrenaceae.
CCGGGGUAUUGGUAUGUUUGGCGGUGCAAUAUUAGGCUGAUCCCAUCGCCGUGUCCGUCGUCGUCGAGAACAUCUUCAACCACGACAACAAGCACAGUCCCGACCCUGACGACGACGACGACGCUCAUAGCGAGCUUUUUCCCUUCUGGCCGACUUGACAAAAUAGCAGGUGAGUUGCAUGAAUGGCGGCGCACUCCUCACACCCUCCUCCUCCCCUCCUCACCAUCCACACUGCAUCCCUUCAGAACCCACCUCUCCGUCCACCCAUCCCCAAACCUCCCUCUCCGUGAACUGCUAACGGGCAUUGACUCGCCCUGAGGAAACACUGAACUUACAACCAUGCCAGAAGCUGACUCGACACGCAAAAGGUCCCGUUCGCCCUCCGACUCAGAGCAACCGAAGCACAAGCGUGCCAAUACAGGCGCUACGUCACUUGGAGAUGACUCACAAGCGAGGACAUCUCAUGGCUCUGCCAAUGACUCUAAAGUAGAUGUUCGCCAGUCUGUCGACGACUCCGGCACAGCUGCUUCCACCCCUUCGCCACGUCGGGGAGACAAGACGGGCAUGACAGACUCAACCUCAGGAGGUGCCAAUGCAUCUACGGAGUCAGGGGCAGACGGUUCGUCUGCAAAUGCUUCAAGCUCGUCGUCAAACCCACCUCCGCCCCCUUCAGCCAGCAUUCAUAUGCGGUGCUUGAUUGUCACCCAAGAUGCAUCCAUCAUCAUUGGCAAAGGUGGCUCUCAUGUAAACGAGAUCCGAGAGAAGAGCGGGGCUCGUGUUAUGGUCUCUGAAAGUAUUCCUGGUAACCCUGAACGAAUUCUGAACGUCAGUGGUCCUCUGGACGCUGUGUCAAAGGCAUUUGGUUUGAUUGUACGUAGGAUAAACGAUGAACCCUUCGACAAGGCUUCUGUCCCCGGCAGUCGAGCGGUGACCAUCAAGUUCAUGAUACCUAACUCUCGAAUGGGCUCAGUCAUUGGCAAGGGUGGUGCGAAGAUCAAGGAAAUUCAGGACGCCAGUGGCGCCAGACUCAACGCCAGCGAGGGCAUGCUGCCCGGUUCUACGGAGCGGGUUUUGAGCGUCUCUGGUGUAGCCGACGCCAUUCACAUUGCGACUUACUACAUCGGUAACAUCCUGAUUGAAGCCAAUGAACGUAUGCCGUCGCACAACAACUCGUCGUACCGUCCAUCAUCUCGUCGGCCGCCUUAUACAGGCUCGUCGUACGUUCCGGGAUACUCGAACCCCUAUCCUGGCCCUGGUGGACCAGGACCUCAAGGUGGACCCGCCGGGCCUUUGCAAACGCAACAAAUAUAUAUCCCGAACGACCUAGUCGGCUGCAUCAUUGGCAAAGGAGGGGCGAAGAUUAACGAAAUCCGACACCUCAGUGGAAGUAAUAUCAAGAUUAUGGAACCAGGUGCGACGGGUACCAGUGUGAAUGGAGGCCCUGCACCUCAGGGUGGAGAAGGCGAACGGUUGGUGGUUAUUACUGGUCAGCCUCCCAACAUACAGAUGGCUGUGCAGUUAUUGUACCAGGUAUGUUUUUAUUGCUGUACGUGGAAGAAUAUGAUUUUGACCUUAUGGAUGUAGCGGUUGGAAGCGGAAAAGCAGAAGCAGCUGCGGUCUUCCUCCAACUAGCAAAACCCGAGAUUUGUUUCAGGGUUUCUUAUCGUGUCGGUUUUUCCCUGUGUAUGCUUUCUCCUGUUAUUUGCUUUAUGGUCUCGCUGUGAUUUCAUCGACACAGUAGUCGCUAAUGAGCAGGGUUUUUGACCCGGCUUCAAGUCCGAUUGCUAGUCUUCGUUCUCUUGCGCGUUUUCCUCACCUCCUCGGUUGUACUCUGAUAUGCCGACUGGCAAUUAUGCUUAUGCAUUGGGCUGUUGCUGCUGCUGUUGUGUUCUGUCUGUUUUCGUGUCGACGUCUCUCAUACCCUGAUAUACUAUUUAUUAUGCGAGCUCAAAAUCUGUCCUAUAUUUUGUCAAAACUGGUGUGGUAUGGAAGGUAUAACAAAUACAUGUGGUAUCAUAGGCAUUGACCCUGCACGAUUAUUGUCAAUUACGCAGAGCAUCCUGAUUGUGAUGACCAUGAACAAUAGUCUCGAUGAACUUCGACCACCUGCGCUCCCACAGUUCUAAUGCACGUUCCUUUUCCG